Messenger RNA from Lotus japonicus, 954 nucleotides. RefSeq lists its product as uncharacterized. The transcript has a single exon. The record is from RefSeq and is a predicted model, not a curated record. Lineage: Eukaryota; Viridiplantae; Streptophyta; Magnoliopsida; Fabales; Fabaceae. The coding region runs from base 45 to 668 and encodes 207 amino acids.
CUCAACUCACAACACCAAAUUCCACUCCUUCUACACUUGAAACCAUGGCCAAACUCGCUCUUUCCUUCGCUGCCUUCCUCAUCCUCUUCACCUUCUCCCACGCCCGCGAUCUGCAACAACCCUUUCCCGAUUCCGAUUCCGAUUCCGAUUCCGAUUCCAACUCCGACUCCAAUUCCGAUCUCGUUUCCGCAUCCGAACGCAUAACAAACAUCAAACCCGAACAACACGACACCGUUUCGCUCUCCCUCGAAUCCGUUGACCCUGUCCCGUUGACCAUCCUCAGUCUCCGCCCAAUCGACGGUCGCCGUCACGUCCACCCUCGCCGCCCGUGCCACCACCGCCGUGAGAUCCACUACGGCAACGACGGGAUCGUGCUCACCGACGGCGCUCGCCGACCGUUCCUGAGGUCUCACAGCAAAGCGCAGAGGCUCCCGGAGAUGGAGAUGAUGGAUCGCCGCGAGAUCCACUACGGUAACGAUGCGAUCGUGCUCACCGACGGCGAUCGCCGACCGUUCCUGAGGUCUCACAGCGCUGUGCAGAGGCUCCCGGAGAUGGAGAUGAUGGAUCGCCACGAUGUUCACCACUACCGCCGUCACCACGCACACGGUCAUCACCACCAUGACGGUUGGUUGUCCGAGAAGGUUCGCGAUUUCAUGAACAUGUUUUGAUUUUGAUGCUACUGAAUCGAUCGAUGAUGCUCGUGCUGAUAGUUAUAUAUGGAUAUGUAGGGUUUCUGUGUGUGUAUAUAUGAUUGUAAAUAAGUUUGCAUCUGCUUUAGAGAUGUAGAGCAUAGGUUUGUAGUUUAAAUAUUGUCAUCAUGAUGCACUACUACUACUACUAUUACUAAUACAGAACUAUAAGUUCUUAUGCUUAUGUUGGUAUUAGAAAUAAUUAUGUAAAAUAGUAUAUGUGACUCUUACUCAAGCUUUUGUGAUAAAUAUUUGUUUGAUAUGA